This is a messenger RNA of Cydia amplana, 888 nucleotides long. RefSeq names its product zinc finger and SCAN domain-containing protein 5B-like. NCBI's taxonomy places the organism in Eukaryota, Metazoa, Arthropoda, Insecta, Lepidoptera, Tortricidae. Gene Ontology annotation, cellular component: nucleus. The record is from RefSeq and is a predicted model, not a curated record. Gene Ontology annotation, biological process: regulation of gene expression. Bases 1 to 888 code for a protein of 295 amino acids. The transcript has 6 exons.
AUGCGGUCUCACUCUAACUGGAUCAAGGCCAACUGCAAGAAGCCGCCUAUGUGCCCCAUCUGCGAGAGGACAUUCAAGGAGUUCAAACACGCGCGCUGGCUGAAACUGCACAUGCGGUCUCACUCUAACUGGAUCGAGGCCAACUGCAAGAAGCCGCCGAUGUGCCCCAUCUGCGAGAGGACAUUCAAGGAGUUCAAACACGCACGCUGGCUGAAACUGCACAUGCGGUCUCACUCUAACUGGAUCAAGGCCAACUGCAAGAAGCCGCCGAUGUGCCCCAUCUGCGAGAGGACAUUCAAGGAGUUCAAACACGCGCGCUGGCUGAAACUACACAUGCGGUCUCACUCUAACUGGAUCAAGGCCAACUGCAAGAAGCCGCCGAUGUGCCCCAUCUGCGAAAGGACAUUCAAGGAGUUCAAACACGCGCGCUGGCUGAAACUGCACAUGCGGUCUCACUCUAACUGGAUCAAGGCCAACUGCAAGAAGCCGCCGAUGUGCCCCAUCUGCGAGAGGACAUUCAAGGUAUGUGCAGAUUGUAAGAGAGAGACAGACAACCUGUGCCACAAGGAGUUCAAACACGCGCGCUGGCUGAAACUGCACAUGCGGUCUCACUCUAACUGGAUCAAGGCCAACUGCAAGAAGCCGCCGAUGUGCCCCAUCUGCGAGAGGACAUUCAAGGGUCCAGGGAUGUUAAAAAUGCACAUGCGAACACACGAGCAGCGGCCGCCCAAACAGCCAACAUGCUCGGUCUGCCAACGGAACUUCCCCACCAAAACCCUGCUGUACCGACACAGGCAGACCCACUUCGAGCAGAAAACACACCAGUGCUCAGUUUGUGAGAAGAGGUUGGUACUAUACGAAACACAAGUAGCAAGUAGCUCGGUCUGA